AUGUUCCGUUGGCUUAACCAAACACAUGCAAGAGCCGCAAAUACCCUCAAGAACAAGGUUUUGGUAUGGAAAUUAAAGAAUCCAUGCACUGGUUACUUUGGUGCACUGGCUUUCUGCCAAGGCCGUACUGUGUCACUCUGCGGCGACCAAACCUGCAACUUCAUUUGCUAUCCGAUCAGUGAGAAGCUGAGGGCGCAAGGGCGCUUUCACUGCAAUUGGGGCUUUUGCACCUUGAGGCCGCAUCCUGGCGGCAUGGAGAGUUGGACGUCCAUGGCCAAGCUCGAGGAGCUUGAGCGAAUGGGUGCCAACAGCUUCGCUGGACUUUCACCCUUGCAGAUGGCGGAGAGAAGCGACAGUAUCAUCGGCUGGGCGCUUUUCGAUCGAGAUCCCUUGGAGACCUUCGACUUCGGAAACGUAACUUUGCUUGGUGACGCCGCCCAUCCACUGUUGCCAUAUGGUAGCCAAGGCGCCACUCAGGCCAUCAUGGAUGCCGAAGCUCUGGGAGUUUGCUACCAGAACGCCAUGCAGAGCGGAACAGGAGCUGCUUUGCUUGGCCGCGUCCGGCGAAUGACUGAGACGCCCGCGACCGUGUCGAUCUUCAGCGGGUCCGCAGCCAGGGUCGAAAGCCACAAAGUCGAGGACCCCAGUGGCCGCGUGUUGAUCACGCAGCGCGCCGCACACAUGCGAACGUUUCCACGAUGCUGGGUCUUUCCGGGCGGAGGCGUUGAUGAGGGCGAGCUGCUGUUCGCUGCUGGGAGGCGAGAGCUCCAUGAGGAAACAGGGCUCACUGUCGACCAUGAAUCGAUGCAGCUGCUUUGUUUCUGGGAGAGCGUCUUUCCCACCUCUGCCGACGGUUGCGUGGACGCGGGACAAGUCAAGGGUCACUCUGUGACGGCCUUCGUCAAGGCCUUGGUGGAGCCGGCGGCGGCUGACACCUUGGCGUUGCAAAGCUCUGAGUGUGAGCGCUGCGCCUGGGUUCCUUUGUCAUGGCUAAUGGAGCUGCACGGCCCCAGUGCUUUCGAGUCGCGGCACAGCGACCUCGCCUCAGACGUGCCAGUGCUGCCAGGGUGGCAAGUGGUGAGGAAGGCAGACGGGGAAACAGAAGAGCUCGACCUGGCAAGGUGCCGAAUCGAAGCUUCUCAGCUGCAGGGCAUCUACCCCAAUGCCAUCGGAGAAGGCGUCCAUGGUUGCAUCAAGGCUUAUUCGGACCUGCGGUGUGAAGUCACGGGCAAGGUCGUCAUCGCAAAUCGUGAGAUGGGAUCAACGGCAGUGCUCAAAGUCGUCGACGAGCAAACUCAGGGCAUGGACUUGGGGGCCAAGCGCCGGUGGUGCGCUGAGCACGGCCCACGGCUUCACGACGAGGUGAUCCAGAAGUACCGAGCCUCCAUGCCAAAGAGCGUUCGAGCAACGAAGCUGGCGUCAGCAGCAUCUGCCUAG
Messenger RNA from Symbiodinium sp. CCMP2592, 1437 nucleotides. The record is from the annotation of a GenBank genome assembly. NCBI's taxonomy places the organism in Eukaryota, Dinophyceae, Suessiales, Symbiodiniaceae.